GACAGAAGGAAGCAAGAUGGCGGCCCUGUAGGACCUGGUUAGGAUCUAGAACGCUUUCACGGCACACGGAGGGAGCGAGGGGAAAGAAGGAAGCAGAGACGGCAGCCUUGUGAAUGGACUCAGAGCAGGCCAGAUGGAAACAGAACAAGUCAGGCAUGAGACGGAAGAAAGUCUGAUACACGCACAGCUUAGUGCCACCAACCAGGUACCUGCAAAGCUGCAGAAUGGGAACCAGUCACCUGACACCAGCCCUCAGCAACUUAACGGGGAUGUCAGUUGGAGCAAUUUCAAGGGAAUGAAACGACACCGAGACGACUGUUCCAGCCCAGUCACCAUGUAUGAUCAGGGCCUGUAUAAGAUAAAUGGUGAGGUGAAGCACGCACUAAACGAACAGUCAUCAGUAGCCCUUCACCAGCCCAAAAAGCUCUGCGUUAAUUCUGAGACAACUGGUCCAUGGGAAAAUAAUAAGAUAGAUACAGAAGGAUGUUUAGACACAAUCCCUGAGCUGAGUAAGCCUGUACCAGACACAGGAAACUGUAAUUAUCCUAAUGGGGACAUUUUCUCAUUAUCGAGGAACAAGCAGAUGCCAAUGCCCAAUGGUGCUACAGUAACUCCACCUACAGUGGAAGGUCCUGCUUGUGACCUCUUAGAGAAAACUCAGUCUCAGUAUUACCCAAACCAUGUGUCCACAACACAAGGCACCAGCAAUCUACAUGACCAGGCCAUCUCUUCACCUUCAGUUACCUCAGGUUUCCCUACUUUGGCUCAGAUGCCUGCAUCUGAGCGACUUGCCAGGACACCAUCAGAAGUGCAUGGCAGCAAUGGCUUUGACCCAGAGUUUAUGGUGAAUGGGUACUCUGGAAAUUUUGGAGCAGAGCAGAAGCAUCAGUCUUACCCUCUUGCUGACCUCCCAGCUUUGGAAAAUCAACCGCAAAGUGAUUUGGGAAAAGGGCCAGGAAUUGCCUCAACAGUGAGCAUCGGUGACGGUUCACAAGCUCAAAAUGGCAGGGAGUGUUUUGCCAGCAGCCCAGUCGGUUUAAGCAUGUUCGCCAAGUCGAGGCAGGAUUUCAGUCAGGAGUCUUAUCCGAUGCCAGCACAGGCUGAAGUUGCUGGCACAUUUGGUUCAUUCAAGAACUCAGUCACUAAUCAGAAGCCCAGCACUCUUACAGGCCAACAGCACUUACAAUAUGGGAUGCAACAGCACCAGUCAGAGGUUUCCUGCCGAGCUGAUAGCAGCCCCCAGGGGAGGUAA
Molecule: messenger RNA, 1252 nt
Organism: Ictalurus furcatus (blue catfish)
Lineage: Eukaryota; Metazoa; Chordata; Actinopteri; Siluriformes; Ictaluridae
Product: methylcytosine dioxygenase TET2-like
Exons: 3
Coding region: 134-1252 (372 amino acids)
Source: RefSeq, a predicted model, not a curated record